This is a messenger RNA of Hylaeus anthracinus, 2930 nucleotides long. RefSeq names its product GATOR complex protein WDR24 (gene Wdr24). The record is from RefSeq and is a predicted model, not a curated record. NCBI's taxonomy places the organism in Eukaryota, Metazoa, Arthropoda, Insecta, Hymenoptera, Colletidae. The coding region runs from base 383 to 2758 and encodes 791 amino acids. Gene Ontology annotation, biological process: positive regulation of TOR signaling. The transcript has 13 exons. Gene Ontology annotation, molecular function: protein binding.
AUUUACUGUUUGAACAAGUAAAUGAUUUUGUGCAAGCAAAUAAUAUAUCAAGGUUAUACAUUUUAUUUGGUUAUAUUAGAUAAAACGGUUAAAUUUACGAGUAUGUAACUAUGAUUUUCAUUGUUUUCUAUAUUAACUUCUUCUACUAUUCAAAUUCUCUGUCUUCUUUUCAUUGUAAAUAAAGACUGAUAUACCUGGUUAAGUAUAUAUACCUAGAUUACGUUAAAAUGUGUAAUAUGAACGAAUUCGUUUACACGUUUACGUUUGUAAAAGUUAAUUAUCGGUAUUUGUCAAGUCUCAAAUAAGUAUUAUGUGAAAUUGUGGUUAGUGAAGUCAACAUUUCUGUGCUUUAACCUAUCAUUAUAUUUGAAAGAACUUCGAAAUGAGUUCGAAAACUGUGUGCAUUACUCAAGAAGGUCCGGCAAACGCAUUAGCACUGAACAAAGACAAUAGUCAAGUUGUUAUAGCAGGACGUAAUGUUUUUAAAAUAUUCACAUUAUUAGAAGAUAGAUUCGAGGAAGCUUGUAACCUUCGCGUCGGGAAAAAUUUAAAUCUAAAUUUUUCUUGUAACGACGUCGCCUGGAAUCUAAUCGAUGACCAUAUAUUAGCAACUGCUGCUACGAAUGGAGCAGUAGUGGUGUGGAAUUUAAACAGAUUGUCGAGGUCUAAGCAGGAACAUGUUUUUAUCGAUCAUACAAGAACUGUAAAUAAAGUAAGUUUCCAUAUGACAGAACCUAUGUGGUUAAUAUCUGGUUCUCAAGAUGGCACUAUGAAAUGUUUUGAUUUAAGAAUUAAAGAAGCUACUAGAACUUUUUAUAGUAAUACAGAAUCUGUACGCGACGUACAAUUUUGUCCUCAUUCGCCGCAUACUUUUGCUGCUGUUUCUGAGAAUGGACAUGUUCAACAAUGGGAUUUACGGAAACCGGACCGUUAUUUUCAACAUUUUACUGCUCAUAGCGGUCCUAUAUUUGCUUGCGAUUGGCAUCCUGAAUCCACCUGGCUCGCAACUGCUUCCAGGGAUAAGACCAUUAAGGUUUGGGACUUGUUAGGUAAGCCCAGUUGCGAUUACGUUAUACAUACGAUAGCAUCGGUAGGUCGUAUAAAGUGGAGACCACAGAGGAAAUAUCAUAUAUCGAGUUGUGCCCUAGUCGUGGAUUGUAGUAUAAACGUAUGGGAUAUUCGUAGGCCGUACAUUCCUUUCGCAAGUUUUAAUGAGCAUAAAGAUGUUCCGACUGGUGUAGCAUGGAGAGGCAAUCCACAGUCUUUCUUAUCGACUAGCAGAGAUUGUACUUUAUACCAUCAUGUGUUUAAUGAUGCUACUAGACCGGCGAGUAAGGCGAAUCCGCAAGGUAUCGCAUUAAAUCCUAAAGGAGAUAUCGCGUACGCUUGCAAAGUAAACGUUCACGUUACAACUACAAUGAAACAGUUGACUAAUAUAAUGAGGAAAACAGCUGCAACAAACGAUACAUUUUGCAUGGUAUCUAGCAUAAUGCAUAGAUUUGCCAUAAAUGUGCCACGGGAACCAAAAUGGUUUAAAGCAUGCGCGGAAGGUUACUUGCUUUCUGGAAGAUUAAAUGACAUUUGCGACCAUAAUGCUGUCGUUGCUAGAAAUGCUGGUAGAAAUGAUGGUAAUACAGCUGUUGGUUUGAAUCAGAUCAGUACCGUAUGGAGUAUCAUAAAAACAUUAUAUGCUAAUCCUAUGGGAUCUAUUUUAAAAACACCUCCAACUGCUUCCAAAGAAGACAUAGUAAAUACGUUGAAUUUAGCACAGAUUACGAUAGGAUCAUCUAGUGUAGAUCAAUCAAACGCAGGCGCAGGUACAAUUACAGUCUUUGAUAUCGUACACGAGAACGAUGUAAAAUCUGUACAAGGAGAAGUAACAGGUGCGAUUAGCGGCGGCGAUGACGAGACCGAAACCGAUGAAACGCCGGAAAAUCAACACUCGAUAGGGUCUAUAUUACCUAGCUACAAACGGGCAUUUAUCGAUCACAAGGGACCAUCUAAAGGAGAUUUUUUAUUUGGAGAAAGCGAGUUUGAAUCAAUGACAAUGGAAUAUACACCGAGUUAUAUACAGAAUAUGAUGACUAACGAUAACGAUUGGACGUUAUCCAAAGAGGCUUUUCCUUUGCGACACGAGAUUAAAGACAGAUCUCCGCCACCUGAACAGUUUCCAAAUCAUCCUCCAGAUAUUAACGAAGAUUGUGCUUCGUUAAUGAUCGAGGAUCAACCUAGUCAAUUGAUAGUUUCAAACAUACCUAAACCACAAUUCUGGGAUCCCACGAGUUUAAUCGAAGAAGCUUUAAAACAUCAUGCGGCUCUUAGAGAUAUACAAACUUCUGCGACGAUUCUUAUCGCAUUAGGAGAAAAACGGAAAAACUUGAACAUUGAAACCGCUGUUCAAGAACAUUGGAUAUUAGAGUAUUUAGAUAUGCUCGCGCGAUUUAAACUGUGGAACGUGGCUACGCAGAUCAUCCAAUCGGUUUGGAUACCGUCCGUAUCGCAAUUAAAUCAACAAUCAACGGUAAUACACGCGUGUUGUUUAGCGUGCACAAAACCGCUACAAAGGGCAGCAUGGUUGUGCGAUCGAUGUCAUUCGUCUCAUCACGCGCUUUGUUCCGUUUGUCAUCAAGUUGUUCGAGGAAUAUACGCAUGGUGUCAGGGAUGUACGCAUGGAGGUCACGUUGUUCAUAUGAACGAAUGGUUUAGUUGUAACCGACAGUGUCCAACUGGUUGCGGUCAUAUGUGUGAAUAUAUUUAAACAUUUACGAUCAGGAUUUCUUCGACACUAUCAAAAUCUCGAUACUGUUCGCUGUAGACAUCGCAUCGCUUUCAUACCGCAUUUAAACAUUCGUUUAUUUCAAUAUCAACAAACACUGGUACAAAAAUACUAAAUACUAAAUGGUAUAUUCGACGAAAUAGGUAAAGUGUGC